Dictyostelium discoideum AX4 is the source of this 3180-nucleotide messenger RNA. RefSeq lists its product as hypothetical. NCBI's taxonomy places the organism in Eukaryota, Evosea, Eumycetozoa, Dictyosteliales, Dictyosteliaceae. The coding region runs from base 1 to 3180 and encodes 1059 amino acids. Gene Ontology annotation, biological process: RNA-templated DNA biosynthetic process; DNA biosynthetic process. Gene Ontology annotation, molecular function: RNA-directed DNA polymerase activity; nucleotidyltransferase activity; DNA-directed DNA polymerase activity. The record is from RefSeq and is a predicted model, not a curated record. The transcript has a single exon.
AUGGCCACAGUAAUCGAAGCCAUCAGAAUUUCAAAUAACCUAAUGGAUAUGGACCAACUAAAUAAAAGACCCACCUUCUCAAGAACGAUACACAACACAAACAAUAACCUCACAAGAAUCUUGGAAAGGAGACUAGACAGAAUAUACCUUAACAAUAGCAUAAUCAACUACAGCCAAUUAUACUUAAGGAACCUAAUCCCCCCAAAAAUUAAUGACAUACCUCUAUCAGAUCACAACUUCCUAUCAACCACCUUCACUCUACCCAACAUACAGAUGAACAAGCGCAGAUGGAGAUUAAAAAAAUCCUCAAUCCUCUCAAGCAUAAUGCUUAAGAAAAUAGACUUCCUACUUAACGAUUAUUCAAGGGAGCUGUCAUCCAACCAUAACUCUAUUUCCUUCUCUCAACUCAACAGCUUACUAAACAAAAUAAAACAACUAUACACAGAAUUUCAAAAACAAAAUGACUACAACAAUAAGGCAAACAUCAAAAAUCUAAUCUCCCUACUAGAGACAGAAUUUAAAGACCAAGCCUUCGCAACCCUUUCAGCAAUAAAUGAAUCUAAAAAAAGAGAAGAACAACUUAAACAAGAAUUGAACAACUAUUGCGAAGAAACCUCACUCAAGUACAUCUCCGCGAGAAUCAAGAAAAGACACAAUGAUUUCACCAUCAACGCAGUAAAAGAUGCACAAGGUAGAACAAUCAACAAACAGGAAUUGAUCGAAGAAGAAUACGUAAAAUAUUACUCAAAUCUUUAUGACUACAAAGAAGAUGACCCACCAUCUCAUUAUGAAAUGUUGGAAAAUUGGACAGUGACCAGGGACUCAACAUGGGACAACCUUGAAAAUGAAUUCACAUCACAAGAGAUCCUAGAAGUAAUAAAACAAUUGAACCCACACAAAUCUCCAGGCCCAGAUGGAAUUCCAAACUUAUUCUACAUAACACACAAAGAAAAACUAGCUCCAAUACUGGCCUCAGCAUUCAACGACACUCUAAGAAAUCCUCAUCUAAUUAGCAAAAAUUACAAAGAAGGCCUCAUUAUCACGAUACCUAAAAAGGGAGACCCCGAACUAAUCAAAAACAGAAGACCAAUUACACUGGCUAACUGUAUAUAUAAAAUCCACUCAAAACUAAUAAACAAUAGAAUAAUCCCAAUACUAACGAAAGUGAUCAACCACAAUCAAAAAGGUUUCGUACCAGGCAGAUUCAUUAUAGAUAAUAUCAUAUCAAUGAACGAAUUAAUCAACUAUUGUAAUGAUAAAAGAAUUAACGGAAUAAUUACACUAUAUGAUUUCGAAAAAGCUUUUGACUCGAUCUCACACGGUUCAAUACUCAGAUCACUACAACACAUCAACAUUCCAACCAAUAUAAUCAACCUGAUAAUGAAUCUACUCACCAAAUCUGAAGCAAGAAUUGAAAUUAAUGGUAGAACUACUAUACCCUUUGAGAUCAAAAGAGGAGUUAAACAAGGAGAUCCACUAUCACCCACCCUGUUCGUCCUUGUAAUAGAGGCUUUAGCUAGAAAAAUUUUACAAGAUGACCGAAUUACUGGCCUUCCUCUAAACAACAGCAACCACAGAGAGAAAUUCCAAAGCUUUGCAGACGACUCGGCUUCAAUGGUCCCAGACUCUCAACAACUUGAAUUAGUACUACAACACUUCAAUUCAUUUUGCAAAGCCACUUCCUCAAAACUAAACAUCGACAAAUCUUCAUCAAUUCUUAUAGGCAACCCAGACAAUACCAACCAAAGAAUUCCAAUAUCUACAAAUCCAGAAAGAUACUUGGGAUACUUCUUCACAGGCAAAGGGAUAACAAGAAAAAUGCCAGAAAUAUUAAACACAAUAAGAUCAUCCUUAGUACUAUGGAAAACCACUGACUCAACAAUCAAAACCAAAACCAACAUCCUCAAAGCAUUCGCACUCUCUAAAUUAACCUACUAUUCAUAUGUAGAGAACUUUAAGGAAGAGGAAUUAAACCAAAUCAAUAAAUUAGUCGAAUGGUUUUUAUCGGCACCAAACAACAAAAAUGCUAGUGGAUUUCAAGUUAUUAAUUUAAUGAGAACCAAAAGAGCAAGAUACCCACUAAAAGUAGGGGGCUGGAACAUUUGGAAUAUAGAAUUGAGACAACUGGCGCAGAAACUUUGGAUCAUAAACCAGUUCAUCCUAGCACUAGAAACCAAACAAACAAACUCAUCUCAUCACAAAAGCUGGGAAUAUCAGAUCCAAAAAAACAAAUUCACAUCCAGAUACCUAAAAGAAAACUUAGACGAAUGGAACAAAAUAAGAAUAAAAAAAGCAAUCUUCAACAAUAAUCUCACAUCCAUAAAAAACGAAAAUGGACAACCACUUUCACUGGCAGAAUGGUAUACCACAAUUCAAGACCAAAAUCCAACCAUCCCUAAAACGGAAUUCCAAUCAUCUCUAAACUUAAGAGGCUACAGCUAUAAUCAACUCUUCAACAACAUACUGAAGAUAAAAGACCCUAAAACAAGAGACACAAUGUUUAGAUUCCAUGCCAGAUGCCUUCCAAUAAACUACCUUCACAACAAACAAUGCCCACUCUGCAAAGAAGAUAUGAGCAAAGACCCAUACGGUCACCUGUUCUUCUCAUGCAAGAAAACAAAACAAUUCAUAAAAAUAAAUAAACUCAAAAAUUUCAUCUAUAUUACCACAGGCAAAGGUAAAAACUGGCACCAUACAAGAAUUAGGCAAAAUAACAAUUUCAUUAAUAGAAUAACUCCAAAAUUAUCACCGACAGCCAAAAAAGAUCAAGAAGUGAAUGCAGAUUACGCCAACCACAGAUUCCACAAAGAAUACUUUGAAUGGAACUAUAAAGCAAUAGACUAUGAUCUAACUAGAUCAUUCGCAUAUAGAAACCUAAUGGCCCUUAUCCUCCACAACAUUUGGAUUUGGAUUUGCAAUCAAAUAUACAGUGAAGAUCCUUUAACAGAUGAAUCACUAUCAUACAGCUCCCUUCUAAAGAAAUGGCACAAAUUGGCCACUCUAGAAUACAUCAAAAAAGCAAAAGAUCUGAAAAACUUAUCAGCAAAAGACCAUAAUAACUUCAAAGAUCCUAAGAUCCUUCUCACUUCAACGAUCAAGUUAAGAAAAACAACAGCUAAUUACUAUUGUAUUCCAGAAUCAUCUCUCCCAAAUAUUAUAUCUUUUGAUCAAUUCAUAUGA